Podospora pseudocomata is the source of this 3619-nucleotide messenger RNA. RefSeq names its product SAGA complex subunit Sgf73 (gene sgf73). The transcript has 4 exons. Lineage: Eukaryota; Fungi; Ascomycota; Sordariomycetes; Sordariales; Podosporaceae. Gene Ontology annotation, biological process: regulation of transcription by RNA polymerase II; regulatory ncRNA-mediated heterochromatin formation; RITS complex assembly. The record is from RefSeq and is a predicted model, not a curated record. Gene Ontology annotation, cellular component: SAGA complex. The coding region runs from base 196 to 2895 and encodes 899 amino acids.
CUUGGCUUGCUCUUGAACCUUGACUUUUCGACUUUUGCAACAACAACACCAAAGAGCAACCCAACUCAGCGAAGGAUUUUUUUUUACUCGGUUGUGUGAUGCGCUACCAUCUUGCUCCACUCGAUUUUUUUUCCAUUACGGGGCUUGUUGGGGCUGCUUGAUUGAUUGAUUGAUUUGAUAAGAGACGACACGACGAUGGAGUCGCGCAAAGACGAAGAAGCGACAAUAAAAGUGGCUUCGAUGAACAAGAAGCCCAUGACGCCGUUGCGGGGGGGGAAAGGCGGAGGGGGGGUGGAUGGGAAGAUUAAACUGAAGAAGCCCGGGCCGAGGUUCAUCAAGCCGGGGAGUUGGAAGGAGGGGGGGGUUGUGGAGGAUGAUAAGAAGAAGACAAAAGAAACCACCACCGCCGCCGCCGCCGCGUCGUCCCCCAGCCCCGUGGUCAACCAGCUUGACGAGGCCUCCCGCGAGACGUUUUCUACCGGCCGACCGCUUGAUGAUGUACCCGAGCUUCAGUCUUGCAAGCACUGCAAGCAGGGGGUUACGAGGAUUGCGGCCAAGGAGCAUAUUGCGCGGUGUUUGAAGAUUAAGAAGGAGAAGGCGCAGAGGAAGAAGGAGGCUAGGGAGGCGAGGGAGAGGGCGAAGCAGCAGGAGGAGGCGAGGAAGAUUGAGGGGGAGAACGGGGUUGGUGGGGAUGAUAGUGAUGAUGAUGAUGGGGAGGGGGGGAAAGUUGGGGGUGGUGGUGGUGGUGGUGGUGGGACGGCAGGGAAGACGGCGAAGAGGGUUGCCGGGAAGAAGACGGAGGUUGGGGGGAAGAAGAGGAAGGCUGAUGGGGAGAUGGGGGGGAAGACGAAGAAAAAGAAGGAGGAGCCCAAGGGGAAGGUGGCUAAGCCGAAGGGGCCGGUGGAUGUGGAGAGGCAGUGUGGUGUUACGCUUGCUAAUGGGCUGCCUUGCGCGAGGAGUUUGACUUGUAAGAGUCAUAGUAUGAGCGCGAAGAGGGCGGUGCCGGGGAGGAGCUUGCCGUAUGACAUGUUGUUGUUGGCGUAUCAGAAGAAGAAUCAGGCCAAGCAGCAGAAGGCGGCGAUUGAUGCGAAUGCGCCUUUGGAGGAUGAGGAUGAUGUGAAUGCCGCGGCGGUGGACAGUGAUGAGGAGACGGCUGCGGUGAUGGCUGCGCUGGCUCAUUGGAAUCCGCAGCCGGUGGUGCCGCAGCCGGUGUUUACGCCGAUUAAGAGGCAGUAUCAGCUUUCGAGACUGCAUGAGCAGUUGCAGACGGCCACGAAUGGUGGGCGGGUCAAUAUCUUCAAGGUCAGCGGCUUCGGCGCCCAGAGGCUUCCGGAUGGGCAUCCGGGCCUGUUUGAUGCCGAGGAUGCCCCGGGGGAGCCUGACAUCAUCAUGGGUGGUACCGACUUUCAACGACGCUCGUCGACUCCGCCUGGUAUUGCAUCGUCGCCUCCACCCCAGUUACCAAGAAACCAGUCAGCGUCUCUCCUUCCCCAGCGACGAGCUAGCCACCCGCUUACAGAAACAGGGUCGAAUACUGGCACGAUCCGGGGGAGACAGCAGCAGCAGCAACCGGAACCGCAACCGCGAUCACAACAGGCAUACCCAACACCGGUUCUAAAGUCGGAAUCUAUACCGAACCUCAACCCACCUCGAGCGAGACCAUCGCUGUCUCUGAAAGUGUCGAAGUCUCGGCCAAAUACACCCAACUUACCUUCUGUCCCAUCUCCCCCCGAACAAGAGAUGGGGGUCUUGGUGUCGCGGCCAGGGGAGGCUAGACCUAGGCAGCAGGGAUUGCCAACACCGGUUAUGCCUUGUCGACCGUCUCCCCUUGAGCAACCUGAGCAGUCUGAGCAACCUGAGCAACCAGAGCAACCUGAGCUACCUGAGCUCCCUGAGCAACCUGAGCAACCCGAGCAAGAGGACCCGCUCGUUGCUCAAGAACGGGCCAUUAUACUAGGAAGGCCCGCACAACCGGCUACGUCGUCACCCGCGAUGCAGUGGGUGCAGGUCCCGGUGGCAAGUAGUCCACAGACGCCUAACCCUCCUCCUACUCCGCGCCUUGGAUCGGAGGCGGGUUCACGCCGGGGGUCGAUAACAACACAAGGUUCUUCUCCAGUGUUGCCCAUGGCUGAACCUCCGGCCAGACCUCAAAAGAUUGUCACCUUACAAGUGCCCCCGCAACGAAAUCUUCUCCAACAGCAGCAGAAACAGCGGCGAGGCUCUCUUUCAUCCCACUUACCUUCGAGUCCAGUAGUGCCGUCUCAGGCAGUUGCAAUGGCGCCUCCUGAGCUGAACCCGGAGACAGUUCCGGCAUCACCCAUCGCACGGCCUGCUUCACGGGCACGACCCACACAUAUCCAAUUACCGCCACAGCAAGUACCCGCAAACUGGGCAGGAGUGCCCCCUCAUCUUCGGCUUCCAAGCCAGGUCUUGCCAUCGCAACUGAACACACAGUUUGCACCACGCCGCUUCUCUCAAUCACACAUCGACCCAUCCACUAGCCACGCAGCCCAUUAUCGACUUGCCCAGUUUCGGGCGAUGCAGCAACAAGCCGGGUUUGCUCAUCAACUAGAGGCUCAGGCAGCUGGUUUUGCAAUGGCAGGGCCAGCCCACCCUAUGCCUAUGAUAAGGCGGGCAUCAGAUGCUCAGCCGCCGGUGUCGCCAGUGUCGAGGACGAUGUCGAUGCCGUUAGCGAUGCCGGGCUUGUCUCCGUCACAGGUGGAGGCGAGGUCGAGGCAGCUGGUGCAUGGCGACUUUGUGGGAGGAAACACGGGGGUCGAGUUUAUGAUGCAGCAGACGCAGGGGUUUGCCGGGUACCCAGGUCACCAGCAGCAUUAUCAGCAAGAACAACUAUUUUUACCACAUCAACAGAAUCCAUUUCAGGGCCAGCAGUAGGAGGAGCUGGACUAUGUGAUGGGUGCUGGGGGGGUUGAGUCUAUGAUGCACGGGUUUGUUGUGUACCCUGAUCAAGAAGAUUCUCGAUACCCGCCUUAUCGGCGAAACUAAUAUCAUGGCCAAGAAUAGGAAUACCUGGCUUAGCGGACAUAUCCUUUUCUGUGUUUUUGCCACAAGGAGGAGUGGCUUUUCGAUGUUAUAUACCCCUUUGCUUUCCUUUUCUUCUUUUCUCAGGGUGAUUGUCGUUAUCUCGACAUUGCUACUAUUAUAUCCAUGUUUUUCGGUCGGCAUUUUUUUUAUACAUUUUUCCUACGAAGGUUCCAGGACAGCAAUCAAUGGGGAUGGAUAUUUUUCUCGGGGUCAAAGAGGGGGGAAGCGAAACGGCGUUUUGGCUUUGAUUGUUUACCGUCCUUUCUUUUGCUGGAUUUCUGUUUUUUUUUUUUGUUUUACUUCAAUUUGUUAGUUUGGGCAAAAAGGCUGGGCCAGCUCUGGAUUUGACGCAAGGAAUUGAUGGUUGCUUGGCUUUGAGUCGUGCUGGAUUACCCUAUAGAAGGGGAUUUGUUUCUUGGGGGAAGUGUUUAAUCAGUUGUUUUAUUAGAGGAAAUGGGGGGGUGUACACUAUAGGGUUUGUCAUUGCAGGGUGAGAAAGCAGGAAUUGAUAUUUUUGACUGUUUGUGCUUGUGGUGUUGAAAGUGAAGAUGUGUGUGUGUGGUGGUUUGACGAG